Molecule: messenger RNA, 501 nt
Organism: Anolis sagrei ordinatus
Lineage: Eukaryota; Metazoa; Chordata; Lepidosauria; Squamata; Anolidae
Source: RefSeq, a predicted model, not a curated record
AUGGGCCGUGCAGGUACGGCUCUGUCAUGGCUCCGGACCUUCCUAGAGGGUCGAUCUCAGAUGGUGAAGCUGGGAGACACAGGGGCGGGGCAGCAGAGGGUGGGGGAGUGCUGUGCUCAAAGUGGGAACACGCGGCGGAACGGCCACCAACGCAAAAUCAACCAGCAGGAAGAAAGCUGUCAGAACCUGACGGACUUCACCCCGGCCCGAGUGCCCAGCAACCUGGACAUAUUCACAGCCUACAACGAAACUCUCCAGUGCUCCCAUGAGUGCGUGAGGACACCCGUGCCGAUCUACACGGAGGAGACCAUCCUCUCCCCGGGGGAUUAUAAGGCAUCCUUCAAUGGGAGCAGACCCUCCUCUUCCGACCGGCACCUCAUUCCUGUGGCCUUUGUUUCUGAGAAAUGGUUUGAAAUCUCCUGCUGACCAGACGAAGUCUAUUUUACUUCCUGGGGGCGGGGCAGACGCCAUGUGUCUUUUUCCUGGUAGGUACUUUCUCUU